UUUACACCGCGGAGGCUGCGGCAAUCAGCUUACAUCGACACCGUGCAGCAGCACGGUGCAGCAGCUAGCAGCAGUGCUCAACCAGCUUCCAGCUUGCUAAUUCGGCCAGGAGCUCGCUAGUUCAGCCCGGGGGGUAGGACGGUGGUAGGGGGUAGGUCACGAGCGCGAGCCAGCGGGGAGCCCGCAGCAGCUGACGCCCGCUGACGCUGGCGCUGACGCCAGCGUACUUGCUUUUAGGCUCGCUCGGUCGGUGCCAAACGUCAAAAUAGUUGACGGGGCACUGACGGUGGCGCGCGGUGACGCCGUCAGCAGUACCAGUCACGACAUGGAGACUCCCUGCACGCAACCUCAGCAGCACCAGCAGCCGCCUGCGGGCAUUACCAGCAGCGCCAACGGCAGUGGAGGCAACACCAGUCACGGCAGCGGCAGUGGUGGCGAUGCAGCAGUCGUCACUGCGGCGGCCGCGCUGCUGCCGUUCCGGCAGUCCAUUCCGGGCGCCUGCCUGCCGCCGCUGCCGCAAUGCAUGGGACCGGUGCACGAGGCCCCCGCCACUUGCUCCACUUACCCAGAGCACAACAUCCACGCCCACGCCGCACCUGAUGCGCCAGCGAUGCAGCAACUGCCGCUACUGGCGGCGGCAACGGGCGGUAGCAGCGGCGGCGGUGCAUCGCCUGCGCCCCUGCUGGCGCCGCCGCUAGAGCCACCGACCGCCGCUGCUACAGCCACGGCAUCUCCGUUCUCUGCUGUGUGCACGUCAAGCAGCAGCGGCAGCGGCGGCGCUGCACCUGCUGCUACUGCCGGCCUUCCUGCUGCAGCCAUCGCUGCAGCUACUGCCGCCACCUGCUACGGCCAGCAGCCCGCCUGCGGCCCCACGUCCCCAGACACCGAGGGCUGGCAGGAGGCGUGCUGUGCGGCGCUGCUGCAGCGGCACGCCAGCGAGGGCGCCCCCGCCCUGCCCCUCAACGCGCCCGGCUCCCCCGCCGCCUCUGACCUCGAGGAUUUCACACGGCAGAUACGUGUUCAGCACCAGCGCCAGCACCAGCAUCAUGACAGUUUCUGGAGGCUUGCAGAUGAGGGUUCCGGUGUGGCCUCUGAGGCCGAGACGGCGCCCACCGCCGGCCGCCACCACAUGGGCGCCGCCGCCGCCGUGGCCCCUUCCACCGACGGCGGCCACGCCCAACCGCCGCCGCACUUCAUGACCCCAGCCGACUUCCUGCACCAGAAGCACGUGGAGCACCACCAUCUCCAGCAGCAGCAGCAGCAGCAAGAGCAGGUGAAGCAGCGCCAACGGCAGCGGCAGCGCGCGCGCCGCCUGAGCACGCAGCAGCGAGACGCGGCGCAAGUGGCAGCGGCGCCGGCGGGUCCUGAGGAAGAGGUGGAGGCGGAGAAACCUGCAGCCGUCACAGCGGCGCCAGGCGACGCGACAACCGCUGCCGCCCUGGCGGCCGCCGGCGCGCAGGACAGUGCUACUGCCGCUGCAGCCGACGCCACGGCGCCGGCGCGCGCCGGCCCGGCUGCUGCUGCUGCUGCCGCCUCGGCCGCUGCUACUGCCGCCGCCGACAGCUGCAAGCCCCUGUUCCACGUGAUGCCCCUCAGCGGCUGGGGCUCCGACCCCAACGGCCCCAUCUUCUACAAGGGCCGGUAUCACCUCUUCUACCAGUCCCGGCCCGGCACGUGCCAGUGGUACUGGGGCAUGCGGUGGGACCACGUGGUGUCGUCCGACCUGGCGCACUGGUCCCGACUGCCGCCCGCGCUGUGCCCCACUCCGGGCGGCAUCGACGCCGACGGCUGCUUCUCAGGCUCCAUACAGGUGGACCCGCACUCCGGCAUCCCGGUGUGCUUCUACACGGCGGCCCGCCUGCGCACCAACCGCGACGUGACGCUGCCGCACCCGCCCGCGGAGCACGACAUGGGGCUCAAGCACAUCGAGACGCAGUGCUGCGCCAUCUGCGACCCCGACGACGAUCUGCUUGUCCGUUGGCGCAAGGUGCCCAUGCCUCUGAUGCAGCUGCCGCCCAGCGGCCAGCUCACGGCCUGGCGCGACCCCUGGUUCGUGGAGCACGGCGACGGCCGCGGCCGGCAGUGGACCAUGCUCAUCGGCAGCGGGCUCAAGGGCGGCGGCGGCACGGCACUGGUCUACCGCUCGGCCGACAUCACGCGGGGCUGGUACUUCGCGGGCCACCUGUGCAGCUGGCCUGACCCCGGCACCGGCAUCUGCUGGGAGUGCCCCUUCCUGGUGCAGCUGCAGCCGCUGCCGCUGUGCGCGCACGUGCUCCCCACCACCGACCUGGCGGCGGUGGCGGGCGCGGCGGCGGAGGCGACGGCGGUGGCGGAGGCGCUGACCACAGCGAUGGACUACAUGGCCGCAAUGGCGUCAGCCGCUGGCAACGGUGGCGGUGGCGGCGGCAGUGGGUCCGCCGCUGACGGCGAAGGUGGUGGUGGCGGCGGCGAUGCCGCCGCCGCCGGGACGCACGCUGGCUCCUGGCGCGCCACGGCGCAGGCGGGCAAGGUGUCCACGGCCGCAGUGGCGGCGGCGACGGCGGCGGCGGAGGCCGCCGGUGACGCGUCGCCUGACGCCGCGGUGUCGGUGGCAAUGGCGGCGGCGGCCGCCGCAGCGGUCGCAACAGUGAAUGCGGCCACCGCCGCCGCGGAUGCCGCCAGCUCCGCGACGCAGCCGCACCACGCGCCGGCGGCAGGCUCUGGCACUGCCGCUGACGCCGAUGUUGACGGGCGCGGCGCCUGCACCAGUGUGCGAGACGGCGGCAGCGGUGGCGGCGACGGCGGCUGCGACGGCGGCUUGGUUGACACAUUGCUGCAUGUGGUCACCUCUGUGUCCGCCGUCACCCCGCCGACAGCGGACGGCUUUGCUGGCGGCAGCGAGGCUGGCGGCGGCGGCGGUCUGCCUACCCUGCCAUCUUCAUCCGGCAUCGUCCCUGGCGGCGGCGGCGGCGGCGGCAGCAGCGCCGUGCAUGCCGUCCUGCCCACUGCCGACGGCGCCGGCAUCGGCAUCAGCGUCACGGCCGCCGCGGCGCCGGCAGGUCCCGACGGCGCCCCUGGCGGAGCCGACGGCAGCACCAUCACCGUUACCGUCACUCGUGCGGGCGCCGCAGCCGUCACUGGUCCCGCCGACGGCGGCGGCGCCACUGAUGACGUCAGCACCGCCGCCGCCGUCGGCGGCAGCAUCACCACCGCCGUCGCCACCGUCACUGGCGGCAUCGAGGGCGGCGCGCCCGCCACGGCCACCAUCGAUGUGGUUGUGACGCCGCUGGCGUCGCCUUUCGCGGCACCUGCUGGCGGCGCGGCGGCGGCAGCAGCAGCAGCAGGGGCAGCCGGCAGUAGCGCCGACGGCGCCGCCAAUGGCGUUUGCGCGCCGCCGUCUGCGCCGCCGCCGGCCUGCCCACCGCCGCACCCGUCGUCGCAGCGCGGCGCAUUGGCGCCCGCCAGCGGCCGCCUUGGCUGCGCCGCCGACGGCGCCCCCAGCGACGCCGCCGCCCCUGCCGCUGACGGCCCUCUGCUGCCGCGCCAGGGCAGCCUGACCAGCACCUCCGUCACUGCCAGCGCCAAGAUGCCGCCAGCCUCCGCCUCCUGCAGCGGCAGCGGCAGCGGCAGCGGUGGUGUGCUACAGGACCUGCACGCCAUGAUUGCACAAGUCAUGGAGGCACACCGGGCGCGCACCGCCGCCGCCGCUGCCGUGUCGUCGUGCUCCGCCGCCGCCGCCACCACUGCCGGUUGCCUGCCGGCGGCCGGCGCCGGCGCCGACGCCAAGCCGGUAGCGGCGGCGGCGCCCGCGGCGGCGGCGCCGACGCCAUCAGCGGCUCCUGGUGCCGUGUCGAGCAAGACGGACGUGAACGGUCGUACAGGUGGCCUGCGGGGGAGCCUGACGCCGCGGCUGCAUGCGGUGGGGCGCAACGGUGCCGUCGCGCCGCUGGGCACGUUCAUAGCUGGCGUGGCGCAGCCCGCCACCAAGAGCAACACCAGCAACACCAGCAACAGCGGCGGCAGCCCGCCGCCCGCGUCCUCCUCCACCUGCUCCCGCUCCUCCUCCGCCUCCUCCACCGCUGCCUCGUCCCCCGUCGCCGGCGACUUCGACGGCGUUUAUGUCCUCGGCAGUGCCGACGACCAGCCCGCCGCCAACGCAGCUGCCGCUGACGCGUCGGCUACUGCUUCUGCUACAGCCGACGCCGACGCCGCAGAUGGCGGCGGCGAGCUGCUGCAGCCGCACCAGCUGUGGUACCGGCCCGGCAUGGUCGGCCACUGCGCCAGUCCGGAACGUGCCAUCCCCGUGGAACCUCUGGCAGCAGACCUGCUGCUACAGCCACAGCCACAGCCCGAGCUACAGCCGCCGCAGCUGCCGCCGCAUCCCACCGACGGCGCCGCCACAGCCGCCACUCCCGCCACGACGUUGACCAUGAGCUACCACAAGGCGCAGCCGCUGCUGCCUCCCGGCGCCUCCUACUCGGCGUGUGUUGCGGCCGCCAGUGCACUGCCGCUGCACGGCGACGUGGACAGCGCCACCUCGCACGCACACGCCGUCGCACUGCCGCCGGGCCGCCGGUGGCUGUUCUGCUGCGCGCCCGACGCCUGCACUUACAGCAUCCUGUACUGGAUCUCGGAGUACGACAGCGCCGCCGCGCGGUACGACAUGGGGGGCGCGGAGGCGGGCGGGCGGCCGCGCAAACUGGACCUGGGCAAUGUGCUGUACGCGCCCACCUGCCUCAAGGACCCGCAGGGCCGCAACGUGCUGUGGGGCUACAUGAAGGAGCUGCGCAAUGUGCCGGCGCCGCCAUGCCUCUGCAACAAGUACAGCUACGCCGGCUGUCUGUCGCUACCGCGUGCGCUGUACCUGCGCGGUGACAAGCUGUUCCAGGUUCCGCUGCCGGAGCUGACGAGCCUGCGCAGUGACGUGGCGGUGCACGUGUCGGCGCUGGGCCUGGCGCCGGGCGGCCACUGGCGGCUGAGCGGCGUGCGGGGCCUGCACCUGGACAUGGAGCUGGCGAUAAGCCCCGGGCGCAGCCGCCGUGUGGUGGUUCUGUUCCGCAGCUGGCGCCCUCGCGGCCGGGGCGCCGCCGCGCUGGUGUACGAGUGGCGCACUCGGAGGCUGUUUGUGGUGUUCGAGGCGCUCAGCCCGGCAGGCAGGCGCAAGUGGAGCAGCGGCGGCGGCGAGGGAGAGGAGGGCCACAGGCACCACCACCACCGUCACGCUCCAGAGCGGGACCAGGAGCAGCAGGAGCCGGAUGGGCUGCAGCGGGAGUUGCGGCGGGUGCAGCGGGAGCAGCAGGUCGGUGGCGCAGGCGGUGGUGGUGCGGGCGGUGGUGGUGCGGGCGGCGGGGAGGUGGCCGUGGGGGCGCCCUCGGUGCUCGCCACCGCACUGCCGGCGCCGCUGGUGCGUGAGCCGCGCGGCGGCACUGCUGCGGCGGAGGAGGGAUCGCCGCCGCCGGCGCCGGUGCCACCGCAGCAGGGGCCGCAGGAGCCGCAGGGGGAGCUGCGGAAGGAUGGUGCCGCUGACGGCGGUGCCAGGGAGAGCGGCAGCAGCAGUAGCAGCACCUGCAGUGAGCAGGACCACGAGGUGGACGGCCUGGGUGGUGCUGAGGACGGCGACGAGGACGAGGAGGAGGACGAGGAGGAGAAUGACGAGUAUGACGUGAUCCGUGACCCCGACUUCAUCCCCGACCCCGACAUGAACCCGCUGGUGGAGGACUGGAUCCGCAUGAAGCGCGACGAGGCGGGCGGUGAGCUGGACCUGCCCCCCGGCUGCCCCCUGCGGCUGCGGCUGUUCCUGGACGCCUCCUGUCUCGAGGUGUUCACAGGCACCGGCCAGGCGCUCACCACACGCAUCUACAGGGGGCACCCGCCGCAGCACUGCCACCACGUGCCGCCCUGGGGCAGCCCCGCCGCCACCUCGGCACCCGCCUGCGCGCCCGGCGGCCCCGCGCCAGACCCGGGCAUCGAGAUCUGGGCCAUUGGAGGUGAUGGCGACGGAGGUGGAGCUGCCGCUGCUACAGCCAACGGUGCUGGCAGUAGCAACGGCAGCGGCAGUAGCACCACUUCAGGAUCCAGCCGCCACGUGGGCUGCACGCUGGACGAUGUGCACGUGUACGAGAUGAGCAGCGGCUGGGUGAGGGAGCAGGACGUGCCGAGGGAGGAGCCGCCGCCCGCCACUGCGGCGGCGGCGCCGCCGGCCCCACCCGCGCCGCCUGCAACGAUGGCUCCUCUGAAGCAACAGCGCGGAGUCCGUCAGUCGCUGUCACAGCCGGCGUCGCCGCUGCCGCCAUCGGUAUUGCGAGGCCAGCGCGAGCGAGCGAGCUAGAGGUGCAUCAAUUCUACACAGCAGCCGGCAUGAUUGUUUGCUCAUGCCGAUUGUUGUCUGGUGGAGUGACGUCCAAGCUGCCAAGGUUGGGAAGACUUGCAUGAAUGCGCUUUUAAGCUUGAGCUGGGCUAAGACUGCGUGAUGGAUGCAACGCAACUGGGGGUCUUUAUGCAGUGAUGGAGGUGGCCUGGGUGCAGCAUGCCUUUCGCAAUAAACCUCUAGCUUCUUCCGAUUGCUAUUCUUCACAAUCCAAAUGAGACGGUUGACUGGAACCCCUUUUCUCUCCCAUUGAUGUGUUUACACGUGUUGCAUUGGCGGUUGUCUCGGUGACGAUGCCGUGGUGGGGAGGCGCGCGGGGUUCCGCCGGGAAAGACUGGGCUACCGUACUGGGAAGCCGCGGGGGGGCACGCGUGUGUUUGGGAGUGCGGACAGACGCGGAAGGAAGCGGCGUCAAGUUGCUAACUCGUAAGAACACAACUACGGUACCAUAAGUGGAGAGCCUGUAAGGCGCCGUGCUGGCACACAGCGUGGAGAGGCCAGGGAUGCACCAUUGCACAUUUGGACGAGGCGGCCGUGCGCACGGAAGGACAGCGGGGUGGCGGCCGGGGGUAAGGAGUUGGCCUGUGGCACUUGGGCAUCACGGAUUCGCGCUAUCGGCAAUAUCUCGGUAUAGUAACUCUGGCGCUACACCAGCCGCGCACUCGUGUCCUUAUGUCGCAGAUUGAAUGUUCAGGCCUGGGAAUACGCUGCACACCACGGGGCUUCCCCAAACUGCCCCUUACCCUGGCCCGCCGCAAACAUAAUGCGGCACCUGCUGGGCAUCGAGUUAUCGACCCUGGUGUGCAAUGACAUCUGAUGGAAAGGGUAUCCGACCUAUGUGUAUGGUGUCGGCCUGGUGGGCGUGAUGAAGAGGGCAGGGGUGACUAAGUGGCCAAGUAGCGAUCCGGGGGCUGUGCCCGGCGUGGCGAUAUGAGAGGGAAGGAUCACAGACGUGCAGCUGUUAAUUAAAAGCGUAGUUGGCGGUCUAGGGCCUCAAGUUGCCGGGGGAGGGCGACGCUGGCCGGGUGCAGCAGUUCUGAGUAAGCUGCACGGGCGGGACGCCAAGCGCAACAAAGCCGCAACCUCCCCUGUUGGCGUGCAAUGCUGCUGCGUAUUGAAAGCAAUUCAA
Messenger RNA from Chlamydomonas reinhardtii, 7475 nucleotides. RefSeq lists its product as uncharacterized. The record is from RefSeq and is a predicted model, not a curated record. The coding region runs from base 326 to 6307 and encodes 1993 amino acids. The transcript has 11 exons. NCBI's taxonomy places the organism in Eukaryota, Viridiplantae, Chlorophyta, Chlorophyceae, Chlamydomonadales, Chlamydomonadaceae. Gene Ontology annotation, biological process: carbohydrate metabolic process. Gene Ontology annotation, molecular function: hydrolase activity, hydrolyzing O-glycosyl compounds.